This is a messenger RNA of Esox lucius (northern pike), 2243 nucleotides long. RefSeq lists its product as uncharacterized. The coding region runs from base 286 to 1494 and encodes 402 amino acids. The transcript is spliced from 6 exons. NCBI's taxonomy places the organism in Eukaryota, Metazoa, Chordata, Actinopteri, Esociformes, Esocidae. The record is from RefSeq and is a predicted model, not a curated record.
CUUGGACAAGCAAAACAACACCGAAACCGUAAACAACCAGGUGAAGGUCUACUGGAGAAAGAUGACGCAUGGCGCUUACCUGUAAAGCACUUCAGCCUGCGCGCUUUGCGUAGAGUGUGACGAUAGGCUGUGGGAUAGGAAGACGGAAACAAAGGCAAUACCGCCCAACAUUUCCAUACAAAUGUAUUGUAUAUAUUAUUAAGUACGGUCAUACGUAGGCUUAAGGUCGAAGAGCUACAUUCAUCGGAGGGGAGUAGCAAGACAGCUUGUGUAAAGGUUCUUAUCAUGGAGGAUACUGUGAAGAAGGAGCCCAAAAAUGCCCAGGUGCUCUCUCUUGGCCGCAAGGACACCCGUCGCCUCCUCGAUGUGUAUGUGAGGCGCAGCAUCAGUUUAAAUGAUGGGACAUGUGAGGACCAAAUAAAGAAAAACAAGCCUCGGAAGUGGGUGACGCUGUCUAUGAAACACAGGACAGUCUCCCGGCCAAUGAGUGACACCUCACUCACCUUAGGUCCCAGCACACCUCACAAGGACUCUCCCAGCAGCACUCAGCCUGACAGGAAAGUACCAAAUGUGGCUCCAAGAACAAUCUCUGGGCCUGUGGCCAUUACGGAAAUUGAGACUUUUACUGAAACUGAGAAUAAGUCAAAGGAGCACAAGAAGAGGAGCAAAAGAUCCUAUUUAUGGAAAAACUUUCUGGGUUUCUUCUCGAAGAAGGGGAGUGACAAAAAAGAUGAGCAGGACUCACGGACAGAGAAACAUGGACAGUCACAAGGAACUGAGAAAAAGAAAUCCAUAAAGCUGAGGAACUCCACAAAGAAACUAUCCAUAAUAAAGAGCAAGAUUGACAGAGUGUCUGUGAGGAGGAGAUCACAGGCUCGGGACAGGACCAACACUGACAUAACUGGGGUUGAAUCUGUUUUGAGCGUGGUACCUACUGACUCAUACUAUGAGAAAGUGUCUGAAGAACUGGAGAAGAUUGUCCAUGAGGUGAAAGAGAUAGGCACACCUCUUCCAGAUGCCGUUUUGUGCGUGGAACCGACAGAUUCAUACUAUGAGAAAGUGUCUGAAGAGCUGGAAAAAAUUGUGCAUGAAGUGAAAGAGAAACCCACACCUGUUACAGAAGAGGAAGUCAUCAAAAGGAUCAUUGUUCUCAUUAAGCAGCAUGGGGAUGAAAUUGAUUCCAAGCUGAAGGAGAGCCCCAGCUUAAGUUCAUUUUUCCAGAAGCUGUCCUACAACACGUUCAUGCAAUUGGCUGAUACUUAUGUGGAGACCAAGACACCGAUAGUCCCGAAGCACCAGACACCGCACUGUGCCGACAAUGCUCCGGAGCUGGUCAAGCUUGCCUUCACAAUGGACUUCACAGCCAGGAUGGCCUGUCUGUCCCGACAUUCCACAAGCCACAUCAUGGGCUUAGGCCACCGCUACUUAGAGGACCGCUUCACCCAAACCCAACCAACCACACCAGAGACAGUCUGUUCCAAUGUAUUUAAUUAAGUUCCAGUUCAAACCUGUUUUGCACUGCGACUACAACAUUCCGUACACCAACAAUACAACCUGAAUGCUUUCACCAGGAGAUUCAAGGAAGGCCAAAUACAUUUCAAAUUGACAUGUACUGUAUAUAGCUUCGGAGGUUAAUGCUGACCGGAAGUUGCGAAACCAUGACGAUCCUAAUCAUUGAUGCACAGUGCGAAUGAGAUCUACCUACUGCAGCAGGAACUCUCUGGUGUAACAUGUUACAUGAAAUAAACUAAUUUAGAUCAUGUUAAAAUUAAACCAAGAAGCCCAAAGGGAACAUCCCUUACAGCAGGCUUAAUAGCAGUAAAUGCAUAAGAUUUAGGAGUUAGUAUGUACUAGACCUACAACAACACGUCUGUACCCAUUUAAGGGCUCUGUAAGUACUUACCUGAAUUAAUAAUAGUAAGUACUACGUCUGCUAACUGUAUUGACUCUAACUGCUUACACUUAUACCAGCUACUAGGUGGAGUUAAUUUUGACUGUUCCAAUACAGUAGUGUUUCCUAAUCCUGGGUUCCCAGCAGUACAUACUUAAUUCAAGCAAGACAACAACAACCAGAAAAACCUGAGGUUAAUUGGUGUGUGGUGACAGGGUUAUGAGAUGUACACAGUGCACAAGUAAUUGUGCAAUUAAAUGAAGUUUGUAGAAUACUAGUCAUCAGUUUCAGCAGUGUUUAACUUUUUAUAUUUCCAAUGGAUGAAUAUAUAUAUAUUGAUAUAGAUGUGUAA